Penicillium daleae is the source of this 714-nucleotide messenger RNA. RefSeq lists its product as uncharacterized. Gene Ontology annotation, biological process: mRNA export from nucleus; positive regulation of DNA-templated transcription, elongation. Gene Ontology annotation, molecular function: mRNA binding. Gene Ontology annotation, cellular component: THO complex part of transcription export complex. The record is from RefSeq and is a predicted model, not a curated record. Lineage: Eukaryota; Fungi; Ascomycota; Eurotiomycetes; Eurotiales; Aspergillaceae. The coding region runs from base 1 to 714 and encodes 237 amino acids. The transcript is spliced from 2 exons.
AUGGCUAUCAGUGAAAUCGUCUCGGACGAGUCGCUGCUGCCCGUGCUCGGCACCAGUGCAGAGACUUUGGCUCAAUGCCAGCAGCUGAUAGCCCUGUUGAAUCCCGACACCAGCCCGACCGAUCCCGCCGGUCUCAAAGAACUGUCCCUGGCCGUGUCGAAGCAGCAAAAGAUCCUCUUUGCUCGACUUGCUCAACUGCGCGGUCAAAAUCGGGAUGCCAUCUUCCGUGUGCGCGACACGAAACACGCCACUGCCGAGGCUCGACAGGAGAUUGACCGACUACAUCUUCAACUCCAGAACUUGUACUACGAGCAGAAGCACCUUACGGGCGAGAUUGCCGCCUGCGAGUCCUAUGAUCACAAAUACCUUUCACUGCCUCUGAUCUCGGUCGAACAGUUUCUGGAAUUGUUCCCCGAGCAUCGCGAAUCCAGUGAAAACGACCUCAUGAUCGCGCGCAUCAACCACGAACAUGCCGAACGAGAGAAACUCGAGCAGGCGCGCCAAGAGCUCCUAAAGCGCAAGCAAGCGUUGAUCGCAGAGAACAAGAAGCGCAAGGAUGAUUUGGCCAACCUGGAUCAGGAUCUAGAGAAGUUUAUCGAUGUGGGUGACCUUCUUUACCUCAACUAUUAUUCGGAGAUGAUACAUUUUACUAACCUAUCUCUGCGAGUCCAGGCAGCCAAACCCAUUCAAAAGAUCUUCGAAAAGGAAUACUGA